Messenger RNA from Protopterus annectens (West African lungfish), 622 nucleotides. RefSeq names its product VHL binding protein 1 (gene VBP1). Gene Ontology annotation, cellular component: cytoplasm; prefoldin complex. Gene Ontology annotation, molecular function: tubulin binding. The transcript is spliced from 5 exons. The record is from RefSeq and is a predicted model, not a curated record. Lineage: Eukaryota; Metazoa; Chordata; Ceratodontiformes; Protopteridae. Gene Ontology annotation, biological process: microtubule-based process; tubulin complex assembly; protein folding. The coding region runs from base 56 to 607 and encodes 183 amino acids.
UUGGCCUUAUGGUGUUCUGAUUGGAUUGAAGUGACGUUAGUUACGUGAGUUUUACAUGAUGGCGGCGACCACAGAGAGCUGCAAUGCUGUACCUAAGAAAGCUCAUUUGGGCAUUCCUGAGGCUGUAUUUGUAGAAGAUGUAGAUGCCUUCAUGAAACUCCCUGGGAAUGAGACUUCAGACAUGGUGUUGAAAAAGUUGGAUGAACAGUAUCAGAAGUAUAAAUUUAUGGAACUUAACUUGGGUCAGAAGAAAAGGAGAUUAAAAGGUCAAAUUCCUGACAUCAAACGGACGUUAGAAAUUUUAAAACACAUGCAGAAGAAAAAGGAAACAACAGACCCAAUGGAGACGAGAUUUUUACUUGCAGGCAAUCUGUAUUGUAAAGCCUUGGUUCCGCCUACAGACAAAGUUUGCUUAUGGUUGGGGGCUAAUGUGAUGCUAGAAUAUGAUAUUGAUGAAGCCCAAGCACUUCUAGAGACGAAUUUGUCUACAGCAACACGGAAUUUAGAUUCGCUUGAAGAAGAUUUAGAUUUUCUUCGUGACCAGUUCACCACCACUGAAGUCAGUAUCCUUUAUUGUAGAAGUCUGUGUAGAAAGAAAAGCCAGUAGGGCCAAUCACAGCAU